AUGGUUCCAGACAGAGGUCCGGCCACUUCGGCCGUCACUAUUGUCAUAACGGUUUUGGCCACGGUUUUUGUCGCGGCUCGCUUUUACACCCGGGCGUGGCUGAUCAGAUCUAUCAAACAAGACGACUGGUGGAUUCUGGCAGCAUGGAUCUUGGCUGUGGGAUUUUCGACGUCGAUAUGCGUAGCCGUCAGAUUUGGCCUUGGGAAACACAAGCAAGACAUUCCCGACGACGCAUUCAGUGCGCUACGGAAGGCUGAAUAUGCCUUUGCCAUCCUCUACAACCCUUCGCUCAUGCUGACCAAAACCUCCAUCAUCGUCUUCUUCCUGUCAGUUAUGAGCAAGGACGUCGAUCCCGUCUUCAAGUGGUGCAACUGGUUGACUCUUGCCGUGGUCAACAUUGCCGGAACUGCUCUCACCUUUUUCAAUAUAUUCCAGUGUUCGCCAGUCGCAGCGGGCUACCUCUAUCCCACACCCGAAAAUGCCCGUUGCACCGACAUCGUCACACUGUAUCUCUCUUCGGCCCCUCUCAACAUCAUCACUGAUAUCGCUCUUCUGUUCCUUCCAAUGCCAAUCUUGACCGGAAUGCGAUUGCCUCGGAAACAAAAGAUCAUCUUGAUUGCAACUUUCUCCUUUGGUGCCUUUGUCGCAGUUGUCGACGUCGUUCGCAUUGCAUACCUGCAGCAGGCUUCGCUCAAUCGUCUAAAGGUUGUGGAUGGCACAGGUGGGAGCCCAAGUCGCAUCGUCGAAGAAAAUGACUUUUCCUGGUAUGCAAGUCUGAGCUUCAUGUGGUCGGCCGUUGAAGUCUGCAUCGGCAUCAUCUGCGCAUGCGUGCCCAGUUUGAAGCCUUUGUUUGCUCGCUUCCUGCCGAGCUUUAUCAGAGAUGCCGGGGACGAGCUGACGUCCGGCAACAGCAUUGACCUGGGCAAAGCGAAUGAAAGCGGUCCACGACCUGAUUUGCCCAGAGGCAAUGUGUCAAUGCUCAACAACCCGGCUGCUUUCAGAAGACCUAUUGUCAAGGAAUACUAUGGAGAUGAGGAGGGUGACAAGAUGGGAUUCCUGAAUUUCCUGGCUGAGCCCAGCAAGGAAGAACAUACCGGACCUUCGUUGUCAAACGCCGGGAAACUCUCGCGAAGAGCAACAGACAAAAGCGCCGUCUCAGAUUUCGGAUUCGUGAACAUGUCAGGAAAACGAAAUAUGUUGAGACUUUCCAAUCGACAAAGUGCUUGGCCGAUUGCAGUGGUCACAAUUAUCUUUUUCCUCUGGGGAUUCGCCUAUGGGCUCCUGGACACUCUCAAUUCGCAGUUUCAGGCUGCGGCUAAAGUCUCGCCAGGCAAGGCUUUGGGUCUCCACGCGGCAUACUACGGGGGCUAUUUCGCGGGGCCCUUGACGCUAGGUCACUUCAUCUUCCAACGAUAUGGCUUCAAAGCGGUUAUGAUUGUAGGCUUGGCUGUCUAUGGGUGCGGGACCCUGGUUUUCUGGCCGUCGGCAGUCUUACUUUCAUACUCAGCAUUUGUGGUCUCCAACUGCAUUGUCGGGUUUGGCCUUUCGUGCUUGGAAAUUGCGGCCAAUCCUUAUAUCGCUCUUUGCGGACCGCUUGAGUAUGCUGAGGUCAGAUUGAACUUGUCGCAAGCCUUCCAAGCCAUCGGCACAGUCUGUUCACCGCUUCUGGCGACAAAGGUUUUGUUCAAAAGUGUGCACAAUGCCCCUUCUCUGGUGGAUGUGCAAUGGACAUAUCUAGGCAUCGCUUUGUUUGUCUUCGCAUUGGCUGUUGUCUUUUACUAUGUUCCGCUUCCCGAAGCUUCCGACGAACAGUUGGAGGAGCUCGCUGAUCAGCGUCAUGGAGCGUACGCUGCCAAAAUUGGCCCGUGGAAGGUGGUAUAUGUGACGCUUGGGCUCGCCGUCUUCAGCCAAUGGUGCUAUGUUGGUGCGCAAGAAUGUGUCGGGAACAAUAUACAGGGGCUGAUUGUGGCCGUGAAGCCGGCUUCAAAUCUCCAUCCAUUCGACUUCCAGACUGUGGGCCACACCGUCUUUGCAGUUGGACGAUUUGUGGCCGCUUUUCUCAACUACGUACUGAAGCCCCGGUGGAUUUUGAUGGGCCUCUAUGUGGGCCUCAUUGUCUGUUUGGCUCUUAAUAUGCAUCUGGGUGGAGAUGCUGCGGCCACCAUUGGGAUGCUCACCUUUUUCUUCGAGGCCGGCAUUUUCUCCAUCAUCUUCGCCAUCGCAAUGCGUGGACUUGGCAGGCAUACAAAGGCCGGGUCUGCACUUAUCACGGCUGCAAUAUCUGGUGGAGCAGUCUUCCCACCUGUUCAGUGGGCGGUUGCCAAAGGAUCCGACCUAAGAUACUCUUACUGUGUCCCGUUGGCUGUUGCUGUGUUUGGAACGUUGUUCCCACUCUACCUGAAUUUGGUGCCGCAGGCCCGAAUACAAGUCGAUCCCGUCCACGGCAAUCGGUCCAAACGACGUGCAGAAAGUACCCCAAACCAGCAAAUCCCAAGAAGUGAAGAAGACGAAAAGCUACAGCAUUUUGGUCUACCGGGCAUCAUUGCACGACGAAAACGGAAACCGCGGUCGGAGUCGCCUUCUGUGGAACACAUUGAACGGCAAAGCGGGAACCUGGUAGAGACGCCAACCUCUGCAGUGCUUACGAUGGACUUUGCGGAUGAGAAGAAUAGCUUCCCCAAACCUGUGCCGGUCCAACAACAGCAACAAUCCAAAGGUCAUGUUGCAGAACUGGCUCCGUGGCCCCCGGAUGAAGACGCGUCGGAAGCCAGUGCCAGCAGCGGUUCUAGUGGUCAGCUCGAUUCCAGGGAUCGUAGAUACACGGGCUCUUCGGUCACAGGCCACGCGAACGAUCAUGAAACAGAUACGAUCAGUGGUCGACACGGGCCGGCCUGGGAGGAGCAAGGCCUGGACGAUGGUCUCGAUGACUAUCACGCGAUGAUGAGGAAGAUAUAA
This is a messenger RNA of Fonsecaea multimorphosa CBS 102226, 2955 nucleotides long. RefSeq lists its product as uncharacterized. Lineage: Eukaryota; Fungi; Ascomycota; Eurotiomycetes; Chaetothyriales; Herpotrichiellaceae. Gene Ontology annotation, molecular function: transmembrane transporter activity. The transcript has a single exon. The record is from RefSeq and is a predicted model, not a curated record. The coding region runs from base 1 to 2955 and encodes 984 amino acids. Gene Ontology annotation, biological process: transmembrane transport.